CUGAGGUGGGAGGAUGUGACGACGCUGUGCCCCCGCGCAGCGGGGACUCGGGCCUUUAAAAAGCCGAGGAAACAGCCUCUGAGCAGGCGGUGGCUACACUGGAGGAGAGCACACCCAGGUCUCACGUGAAAGCAGCCAAACUGUCUGCUUCAAAGAGAAAAGGCAACAUCCUGUCACAGGCCAUGCUCUGGCAGAAACCCUCGGCACCAGAACAGGCCCCGGCUCCACCCCGGCCAUACCAGGGCGUCCGUGUGAAGGAGCCAGUGAAGGAACUGCUCCGGAGGAAACGAGGCCAUGCCAGCAGCGGGACGGCUGUCACACCUACGGCGGUGGUGCUGCCCCAUCAGCCCCUGGCUACCUACACCACAGUGGGUCCUCCCUGCCUUGACAUGGAGGUCUCCGCUUCCACAGUGACAGAGGAGGGGGCCCUGUGUGCCGGCUGGCUCUCCCAGCCGGCCCCGGCCACCCUCCAACCCCUGGCCCCGUGGACACCCUACACGGAGUACGUGUCCCACGAAGCUGUCAGCUGCCCCUACUCGGCUGACAUGUACGUGCAGCCCAUGUGCCCGAGCUACACGGUGGUGGGGCCCUCCUCCGUGCUGACCUACGCCUCCCAGCCGCUCAUCACCAAUGUCACGACCAGAGGAGCGGCCGCGCCCACCGUGGGGCCCCAGCUGGAGGGCCCGGAGCACCAGGCGCCCCUCACCUAUUUCCCAUGGCCGCAGCCCCUGUCCACACUGCCCGCCUCCACCCUGCAGUACCAGCCUCCGGCCCCAGCCCUGCCCGGGCCCCAGUUCGUCCAGCUUCCCAUCUCCAUCCCCGAGCCGGUCCUUCAGGACACGGAAGACCCCAGGAGGGCCAUCAAUUCCCUGACCAUCGACAAGCUGCUUUUGGAGGAAGAGGAUGGCGACGCCUACGCGCUCAACCACACGCUCUCGGUGGAAGGCUUUUAGGGCCUGCUCGCCCGGAGAGUCCUGCUCCCCGGGCCUGGGAUUUUACACUGAGCCUGGGAUUGAGCCUCAGAUUCACACCUGUUGGGAGUAGCUGUCUCACAACUACACUUUCCGCCCUCAACCAGAAUAAUUGGCUUUCCCUCCUCCCUCCCUCCUCCUCCCUUCUUCCCCCUUGCCUUCCUGCCUUUUCCUCCUUCUCUCCCUCUCCCCU
Molecule: messenger RNA, 1164 nt
Organism: Lynx canadensis (Canada lynx)
Lineage: Eukaryota; Metazoa; Chordata; Mammalia; Carnivora; Felidae
Gene: POU2AF1
Product: POU class 2 homeobox associating factor 1
Exons: 5
Coding region: 183-953 (256 amino acids)
Biological process (GO): positive regulation of transcription by RNA polymerase II
Cellular component (GO): RNA polymerase II transcription regulator complex
Molecular function (GO): DNA binding; POU domain binding; transcription coactivator activity
Source: RefSeq, a predicted model, not a curated record